UUUCAACUUUCUCAAACCAAGAUAUCAACACUCAUCUUUUGUUUGUUUGUUGAAAGUUCACAAAAUUAACUCGCAAGCACUUCUUAAAUCCUUCACCAACCUACAGAGACACUAACACUAAAAAAAUUUCACCUUAUUUCUUAAAUCAUCACUUUCUGAAAUCAUGUUAGUUCAACAUGUUCCAGAUUUUCAUAGGAUAAUCUUGCAAGAUAAGAAACUUAGGGUUCCAAAGAAAUAUGUGGACAAAUAUUUGAAAGGAAUAUCAAACCCUAUAUUCCUUAUAUUUCCAAACGGUGUUGAACAAAAAAUAUUUUGGGUGAAGAGUAAUGGUGAUAUUUGGUUUCAAAAAAACUGGGAAAGUUUUGCAAAGCCUUUCAAAUAUGGAUAUCUCUUAACUUUCAAAUUCAUUGGUGGAUCAUAUUUUAAGGUUAAGAUAUUUGGUGCCAAUACUUUAGAAAUAAGCUAUUCCAAUAUCAAAUCAGUUGAUGAAGGUGCUGAAGACACAAAAGAAGCUCAAGAAAGUGAUGAGGAAGCCACUGAAGAAGGUGAAGAAAGUGAUGAAAGUGAUGAAGAGAGUGAUAAGGUUGAAAUGCCAAAGAAAGCUCAAAGGACAAUAAAUGACAAGAGAAAAUUCUCAGGUAGUAACAAAGUAGCCAUGGUGAAGAAGGCUAGAAAAUACCAAACAUCUGAAGCUGUUAAUGAGAAUCCCUCUUUUGUAGUUAUAAUGACACAGUCUUACACCAAUGGCUAUUUCUUGUGGUUACCAUGUGAGUUUUCAAGAGAACACUUGAUAGAUUUUAAUGGAACUGCAACAAUAAGGGUUGAUAAUGAAAGGAGUGUGGAAGUGAGUUUGAGGUAUUAUGGUAACAAAGAAAGAUCUUGUUUGGGUGGUGGUUGGAAAAUAUUCAGGGAAAAAUAUAAUUUGCAAGUUGACGAUGUUUGUAAAUUUGAGAUGAUUCGACGGAGACCUUUUUCAUUCAUUGUCACUAUUACUCGUGCCGGAAACGAAGCAAUCCCAAAGAAACUACUAGAAGGUCCUAAUGUGAUGAAGCAUAACACAUUUAAGGUUUUGGUGAAGAACACAUCCCCGGGUGUGCCAAAGGAGUUUAUGAAAAGAGGAUGUAAUGAAAAUAUUGUGGAGUUAAAAAUGGGGAGAAAGUCAUGGUUUGUAAAAGUCAAUUAUUAUGAGAGUAUUCAUGGCUGCAGAUUCAGUAAGGGAUGGACAAAAUUUAUGAAAGCAUGCAAAGUGAAGAUUGGAGACACUUGUCUCUUUAGGUUAAUUGAUGAAAGGAAAUUUGUGUUUGAUGUUUCAAUUUGAUGUGCUUCUUUAAGGCACUAAUUAACUAGAUGUUUAUUUGCUUUGCCCUUUUUAA
Messenger RNA from Medicago truncatula (barrel medic), 1373 nucleotides. Its product is annotated as B3 domain-containing transcription factor VRN1. NCBI's taxonomy places the organism in Eukaryota, Viridiplantae, Streptophyta, Magnoliopsida, Fabales, Fabaceae. The transcript has 6 exons. Gene Ontology annotation, molecular function: DNA binding. The record is from RefSeq and is a predicted model, not a curated record. The coding region runs from base 164 to 1318 and encodes 384 amino acids.